Marchantia polymorpha subsp. ruderalis is the source of this 3116-nucleotide messenger RNA. Lineage: Eukaryota; Viridiplantae; Streptophyta; Marchantiopsida; Marchantiales; Marchantiaceae. The record is from the annotation of a GenBank genome assembly.
GCAUCCAAAGAGAUAAUCUAAACCAAUAUAUGAAGUUUACAUCGUCUGGAUUUUCCGUUGUGAAGAUAUUUGCGCAAGCUCCAACGGUUCCAAUACGGCCCUCCGUUUCUACCUCUGGGAGUUGCAAAACCCAGUUCCAGUGUCACAUGCUGUGGUUAGAAAUAUUAUCGCUUGUUACUGUUCAGUACUAGUGGCUGUUUUGGUCACAAACAGUACGAUUGCCAUGUAUGCGACGCAUUCUACACGAAGUAAGCGUAAUAUUCGGUCGAAGAGCUCGCCGCUUCCUUCUAGAUUUUGUCUCGUAAACUUGUCGAGGCCAUCGAGUCGGUCGCUGGGCAACUCUGCCCAGGUUCAAUUUCUUUGAUCCGCACGGAGUUGCGCACACUGGCAUCGGUCACCCGUUCGGAGCUUUUAGUUGCAAGCAAAGCGUUCAGAGUUUGUGAAGAGAAUUAUCUCACCUGACAUGCCGGAUUGAAUCACAAGAUUAUUCUAUUUACGUAUCCAGAACGAUUUUGAGAGCAGACAUUAGAAGGUAAUGGCGCCGUUUUUGUUGCUGUUAAAUGCGACCAAAGUAAUAGGUGCAGCAGGAAUUAUAGCUGUUGCUGUCGACAGUGUCGCUUAUCGUCGUUAUCGAAAGCGGAAUUUAACUCCAUUCGAAAAUCCACUCGACGAGACCGAAGAAAUUCUUGCAAGAUUUGAAAUUGAAGAAGAUGUGGAGGACGGAGGUUUUUUUUUUGCUCUAGCCACAGCACCAGCACAUGUUGAGGAUAAACUGAAAGAUGCAUGGCUAGAGUUCGCUGAGCAAAGUGACGGCAAGCAAUCUAGCGCCACUGGACAUCCCGAAAUUCGAGAUGAAAAGGCUGAAUCAGUUGGAAUUUCACUGGUAGAGGAGCUGCAAGCUGCAAAAUUAAAUGAGGCCAGGGAUGAACGCGCAAAGGAGGAUGCUGAGGUAGUGAAGGGGGAGAGCAAGCCAGAGUCAUCGGAAGAGGGGGAUGAAAGCGAGAAAUUAGUGGAGACGUCGAAGGCUGAUAAAACUGUUAGCCCCGAGACUCCUACUGGGGCCGCUCUCUCCGAGUGGGAAGUUGUUAGCGAAGGUUCAGAAAAAGGGAGAUACAGUCGUUCACCUUCAGCAGAAAGAGAAGAGAAACUAGAUAUCAGCACAGGCAAGGAUCAAGAUGAACGAGCAUCAAGUGCACCUGAGAUGCAGCUGGAAGAUGCCCCUCCCCCCUUCCCAGCAGAUAUGGAAUCUCUUCCCAGUCAGUCAGAUAUUCUCAAGCGCCGGGCUAAAGGCAGUACUUCAUCUCCGACUCUCGUUAACCUGCCCCAAAAGACUAAGCAACUUGCAAAGGUGGCUAUGGAGGCUAUGAUUCGCGGUAUACAGAAAAUCACUGAAGAGGAAGAAACUGCAAAUGUGGCUGCGUGGCAAAAUGCUUUUCACCCGGAGGAGAGACUGCGAUUUUGGACUGAACCUGACACGGAGCUCAAGCUUGCGAAAGAUGCAAACGUCAGUGUGUUUCGAAUGGGAGUUGAUUGGAGCAGGAUAAUGCCAGUUGAGCCACUCAACGGAAUGACCAGUGCUGUGAAUUGGGGAGCUGUUAAAAGAUACAGGCAAAUUAUCGAGAGAGUUCGUGAUCACGGCAUGAAAGUUAUGCUUACUUUGUUCCAUCAUUCUCUCCCAAUCUGGGCGGCUAAGUAUGGAGGGUGGAAGGAGCCGAAGACCGUCAAGUAUUUCGUUGAUUUUACCAGGCUUGUCGUUGACCAAUACGCAGAUUUGGUGGACUAUUGGAUUACAUUCAAUGAGCCCCACGUGUUCACUAUGCUCACAUACUGUGCCGGUGCCUGGCCUGGUGGUGAUCCCAACUUGCUAGAGACGGCAACUGCUGUUUUUCCCAAGGGGGUGUUCAAGGUUGUAAUGGCUGCAAUGGCCGAUGCUCAUAUUCAAGCUUACGAUAUCAUUCAUGCGAACAGUAAGAAGAUAUCAAAGAGGACUAAAGUCGGCGUCGCCCACCAUGUCUCUUUUAUGAGACCAUACGGUCUCUUCGAUGUACCAUUGGUCAUGUUUAGUGAUCACUUUACGCGAUUUGCUUACGUUGAUGAUGUUUGCAAGAAGUUGGACUAUCUGGGCAUAAACUACUAUGGCCAGGAGGUUAUAUCAGCACCUGGACUGAAGCUUGUGGAAAAUGACGAGUACAGUGAGUCAGGACGGGGUGUCUAUCCUGAUGGGUUGUAUCGCAUUCUCAUUGAUUUUCACAACCGCUACAAGAAGUACAACAUUCCUUACAUCAUUACUGAAAAUGGAGUGUCAGACUCGAGCGAUUAUAUCCGUCGGCCAUAUAUUAUAGAGCAUUUGUUGGCACUCCGUGCUGCCAUGAGUCAGGGUGUACCUGUUCGAGGGUAUUGCUUCUGGACCACCUCGGACAACUGGGAGUGGGCAGAUGGUUAUGGCCCAAAGUUUGGACUGGUUGCUGUAGACCGGCAUCACAAUCUCGAACGAAUUCCAAGGCAGUCAUACUAUCUUUUCUCCGAGAUUGCGAAAACAGGCUAUGUAACGAAGGAACAGAGAGAAAAAGCAUGGAGAGAACUGCAAGAAGUCGCUGAAGAAGGGAAAAAAAGACCGUUUUGUCGGUCUGUGGAUGAAAAGGGUCUCAUGUAUUCAGGGGGCUUGGACAUACCAAUUGAAAGGCCAUUCGUGUCAAGGGACUGGAGGUUUGGUCACUACGAAAUGGAUGGUCUUCAAGAUCCAGUCAGCAGAUUCUUUAGGUUUAUAGUUUCUGGGGCUUUUCUUGGUCUUCGACAGGCUCCCAGAAAAGCCAGGGGAGGCAUUCCAAAAUCUAAAGAACCAACGGGAAUGGACUAUAAAGGCGUGCCAGAUGUAAGAUUUGCUGAAAUGCAGGAGAGAGCUACAGCAGCAGCCUGAACGUAAGCGGUCGGCGAGUUGAUUAGGUUGUAAAAAACGAUGAAUAGGUUUGAUCUUGUACCAGAGGAGGCUUUAAACUUGUAAAUAUAGAGCAAGAAAGGAAAGCCUUUGGUGUGAAAAGUCAAACUUUAACCUUCCAGAGGUUUUGUGUGAAAUCUUGGAGUUCAAAACAGACUGUAAAACACUGAGCUGCAUUUGC